Messenger RNA from Amyelois transitella, 1326 nucleotides. Its product is annotated as neuronal acetylcholine receptor subunit beta-4. The coding region runs from base 1 to 1326 and encodes 441 amino acids. Gene Ontology annotation, cellular component: neuron projection; membrane; synapse. Gene Ontology annotation, molecular function: transmembrane signaling receptor activity; neurotransmitter receptor activity; extracellular ligand-gated monoatomic ion channel activity. The transcript has a single exon. Gene Ontology annotation, biological process: nervous system process; regulation of membrane potential; chemical synaptic transmission. NCBI's taxonomy places the organism in Eukaryota, Metazoa, Arthropoda, Insecta, Lepidoptera, Pyralidae. The record is from RefSeq and is a predicted model, not a curated record.
AUGCACACUCAUACGUUAUUGUUCCUGUGUAUAUUUCAGUAUGUCAACACAGAAGAUUCGAAUGCAGAAAAAUAUCAAGAAGACUUGCUAAUGAAAUAUCUUAUAACGAAACCUGUGACGGCGCCAAAUGAAACAAUCGAGAUAUAUGCCCAUUUUGGUUUACAAUUCUUCACAUUCGGACAAGACGAGACUGUAUUUCGAGCGUUUGGUCACUUAUUAAUUUUAUGGGACGACGAAAGACUCACAUGGGACAGCUCUGAUUACGCUGGCCUCGCAGAAAUCGUUUACGACAGUUACACAUUCUGGGAACCCCACAUACGUCUGCUUAAUCAGGUUGACUAUGACGAAUUCGAAUACCACUAUGGACUUUGCAGACUGACAAAUACUGGUCACAUCACUUGUUUGCCAAAAAUAGUGCAUGAAGCCACUUGUCACACUGUCGUCUCAAACUGGCCACACGAUAUUCAAAACUGCACGCUGAAAAUUGGCAUUUUUGGAGAACGUGCGACUAUCAAAAUGAGAGUGUCUGACGAUAUAGUUACGUUUAUUCUUGGGGCAGAAUAUUCUGCGUUCUGGACAGUUCUAAAUGUGUACCAGGAGCAUUCUCAAAUUGACAGUCAGUUGGACAAAAUGGGCAGAGGCGCACAAAUAGACGUGACAUUCUUGUUGAAAAGAGAAGGUGCAGGGCUUGCUGUUGCUAUUUUUGUUCCGAUUAUUACUUUAACAAUCAUAUCAGUGUACAGUUUUCUUUUAAGUUCACGCGAUUUAAGAUUAGGAAUUUUAUGUUUCAAUAUGCUGUGUCACUUUUCGUUUUUAUUACAAAUCAGUGAUUUAAUACCGAAGCAUAGUAUGGAUUGUCCAACAAUUUUGUAUUAUCUUCGAGGCUCAAUAUUAGUUAAUAUGUUUUUAGUUAUGUUGACGAUAUUUUUAUCUUAUCUGCGCAGAAGAACGAAAAAAAUUUAUUCAAUGAUUGUGUCUUUAAAUGAUUUUGUGUUUGAAAGUAGGGCAAGAUAUUUUGUUUUUAAUUUAAGUAGUGAAGCUUACCCUCUACAAGAUUGUGAUCAAAAGCGAACUCCAUGCUCCAUAUCAGAAAGCAGGCAAGCAGAUUUAAAUCGCCCAGGAGAUAAUGAUUUGAAUAGUGUUAAUAUGAAUUCCGAAGUCAAGGCUAUUUUGAAACAGUGGAACAAUUUUGCUGAUAUACUGAAUAGUAUUAGUUUUUACUUGGUUAUUGUUGUGUAUGUUUGUUUUAUGUGCUUGUAUUUACCUAGUAAUCCUGGUGUCGAGUUUUCUAAGCUCUUAACGUACACUUAUGAGGACUUGGUAUAG